UUAAAGAGUGCUGUUGGAAUAUUUGAUGCCAAAGACAGAGAGUUUUACGAAAUAGGUGAUCAACAGCUUGUGUCUCUAAAUCAAGAUGGCCCAAUUGCUGGACACUAUAUGCAGGUGGAUGGCGGAGCUGUUCUCACAAAUGCAAAAAGCAGCAACCAAAGAAGUAUGUUCUAACUUUGAUACUGUAGCUUUUAGUAGCUUUGAAAUACGUGAAUUAGAGGCCUAUACUAUUUACUAGGCUGCGUAGCUGGCGGAAUUGUUUUUGCGCGUGUGAGAGGUUUGGCAGCAAAGUCGCCAUUCUCGCGGCGUACGGUUUCGCAGUCUCUCCGUAAAAACGUUUCUCGCGCCAAAAUUUCCGCCUGCGACGCAGGCUAACUAUUUACCAGGGAUAAAAGAAUGAAAACAAGCAUUGUCGUCCGUUCACAGGGGCGGAUCUAGGUGGAGGGUGCAGGGGGUGCGCACAAAUCAUUGUCAAAUCAUUGUCAUUCAAAUCAUUGUCUGUGACUCAGCCAGACCCCAGUGAUUACAGUGUAGAUGAGUACGAUUGAAAGCCGUAAUGCAUUUCAGUUGCCCUUCAGUCACCAAAAAGGGAAUAAAGUUUAGUUGACACAGGAAUAAAAAUAGUGUUUUAGGGUGGUUCAUAAACUAAAAACAAUAUAUCAAUAUAUGUAACGAUGCACUUUUUUGUUUCAAACAGCUCUUUUCAAGACUCACACGAUUAUAGAAUAUGAUGCAACGGGUUCACAUCAUCAAGUUGUCAUAUUGGAAAACAAACAAGAUGGGAACGUGGUAGCAAUAAAUAAAGAUGAAGAUACUGUCAUUGCAAAGGUCAAUAUCAUUUCUUUAAUCAGCAGCUCAAAACCCCACCUGUAUCGAAGUCAACAGUUUCUGGCACCGUACAAGCGACUUAUUGACGGAAUCAAGCAAAACUAACUACGAGAGAACGACUGGACAACUGACAAUUUGACUAACAAUAAACGACUGUUUAAUUGUGACAAUAAACGGAUCGAAACGCACCAAUAACAUUACGAGUUUUCAUAGCCAAUAACAUCACGGUUUAACCGACAGACGAUCAAAAACAUCGCGACUUAAUUGACCAAUAUACCAAUCAUGUCUAUAACCAGAGUUUAAUACCAUCAACUGACGUGAUAAAACUCGCUUCGACUCUGAGAAUGACUACCGUAAAGGUGAUCGAAACGUCAGUCAGGAGUCAACAACAACAGUCCUAUUCAGGACUAUGUUCACCCAGACGAUCAUACUCAACCUGCUUAUGAAAAGACUCCUGGGUUCAAACCUUUCACUGUAUUAGUCUACUUGCCUACGACACUCGAAAAGGAGCGGGCGGUACGCGGCACCGGACAAAUUCUCGACCGAUUGAAAAUUCGUGCGUCAGGUGUUCUGUUCACACAGGAAGAAUGGAAACGUAUAAACAUUUAAGACGCCAAGCCCUUCGAACAUUUCAUCGCCAAAAUCGAGGACAAAUUUUUUGCCGCUAAGGUCGAAAAUUUGACCAGCAGUGUGAACUCCAUGACCGUUAUUUUUUUUUAACAUUUUGCAAAGGUGUGGAUGCAUGGAUGCGUGGUUACUCUGCUGGACUCGUUUUAAACUUGUCAAAAUAGCGCUCGGCGCAUGAGCAGAUAGUAACACCGCUGACAAAAGUUCAAUCUGGUUCCUCAGUUUUGCAUAAAUAGUUAUGCGCAUGCGGUAGCAGAAGAAGAAGCGAGAGCUGCUUGCUUGGGCGUUCUUAAGCAGAUUGGUUAUCCAGGGUUCGUACUCUUUUGAGCCCCUCGAAUUCCAGAAGUUUCCAUGACUUGUUCCAUGACCUUUUUAAGUUUUCCAUGACCUUAGAUUUAGCUGUCACUUUGUACAAAUUUUUAAAGCUUUUGUGUUCUAGGUUAUUUUUACAGUUCAACAGACACAAACUGUGGUGUUAACCUAAAUGCGUGCCGUUUGCGCUGUUCUAUCACUUCUCUGUAACUUACUUUGUCCUUGCUAUGUCAUCUGCAGUAACUAAUCUACCAAACAAAACUUCAAUUUUCCAUGGCUUUCAAGGACCGCGAUUAAAUUCCAUGACUUUCCAGGUUUUGCCCCUGAAGCAGAAAGAAUGCGGUUUGGCUUAAAUCAUUGAAUAAUAUCAUUAAUACUGUAACGGUUUAAGGUUUUUCUUUUUUUUUUUUUAACAGGAACUGACCUGCCCUCCAAGCAGUUAUAACACACUGGAAGAAGUCAGAGCAGAGCACCCAGAAGCGUUGUUCUACAAGGUGCCAAGAGAGCCAGGGUGCGUAAAAUUUUACUUCAAGUCCUACCUUAAAGACAAGCAGAGGAUCCUUGGAUUUGAUGAUUACGGCAAUGCUUUGGACCCAACUCAAGUUCAGCCCGGCCAGAGCGAAAGUCUGUUCCAAAUGAUGUAA
This is a messenger RNA of Porites lobata, 2411 nucleotides long. The record is from the annotation of a GenBank genome assembly. NCBI's taxonomy places the organism in Eukaryota, Metazoa, Cnidaria, Anthozoa, Scleractinia, Poritidae.